CUGAAUCAGCUUAUUUGUUCCUUCAUUUUCUCCCAUUUUUCUCUGCCUCAUCACUCUGUUUCUACAACUUUGACAGCAGCUGCUCAUCAGUUUGGCCCGACGAUCUCUUGUUGCAACUCAAAAUUCGGCGAAUUCUGAGCGUUCAGUGUUCAGAGGAUCGAACUUUUCAUUUGGCAAAAUGGAGAUACCGGUCCCUUCAGUUUUUUGUAGUCUCUUCUUUAUUGUGUUGUUCCUACUUCUACCAGAGACAUCUCUGCCUGAACCAAGAUCCCAGACAGUCCAGACCAUAUGUGGAAACCAACGCGAGCAUAACAUGACGAUUUUCGUCCCAAAUUUUGUUGCUACUAUGGAAACUAUAAGCCAACAAAUGAGAACUAGAGGAUAUGGAGUACCAGUUACUGGAACUGGACCAGAUAGUGAUUAUGGACUUGCCCAAUGCUAUGGUGACCUUUCGUUAACCGACUGCGUCUUAUGUUAUGCUGAAGCGCGUACUGUUGGUCCCCAGUGCUUCCCUUAUAACGGAACACAUAUUUAUCUUGAUGGCUGCUUUAUGAGAACAGAAAAUUACAAAUUCUAUGAACAGUAUUUAGGUCCGGAAGACAGGCAUGUAUGCGGAAACAGGACGACAAAGGGUUCAUUGUUCCAACAGAAUGCUAGGCGAGCCCUUCAGCAAGCAGUUGCAAAUGCACCAAGUAAUAAUGGCUAUGCUCGUGCUCAAGUGUCAGUGCCCGGUCCUUCCAACGAAACAGCUUAUGUUCUUGCUAAUUGUUGGAGGAUGCUGAGCGCGAAUUCCUGCGCAGCGUGCUUGAAAAAUGCAUCUGCCUCCAUGUUGGGAUGCUUCCCUUGGUCGGAAGGUAGAGCGCUGUACACCGGAUGCUUCAUGAGGUAUUCCGAUACAAAGUUUCUCAAUGCUAUUUCUACCAGUGGAGACUCGUCAUCAGGAGGAAAAGUUGCACUCAUUGUCAUCGUCAUUGUAAGUUCCAUGCUCAUUUUGGGAGUAGGUGUUGUCAUUGGUAUUUAUGUCUGGAAAAACAAGCAAAUCCAGAAGAAGAGAAAAGGUGCAAAUGAUGCCGAGAAAUUAGUAAAGAUCCUUCUUGACAACAGAUUGAACUUCAAGUAUUCGACACUUGACAAAGCCACAGGGUCAUUUGACGAGGCCAACAAGCUCGGACAAGGUGGAUUUGGCACGGUUUAUAAGGGUGUCUUGGCAGAUGGGAGAGAGAUUGUUGUCAAAAGGUUGUUCUUCAACAACAAACACAGAGCUGCAGAUUUUUAUAACGAGGUUAACAUAAUCAGUACAAUUGAACACAAAAAUUUGUUAAGGUUAUUGGGAUGCAGCUGCUCAGGACCGGAAAGCCUUCUUGUUUACGAGUUCCUCCCUAACCAGAGUCUUGAUCGCUUCAUAUUUGAUCCUACCAAAGAUAAAGCUCUAAACUAGGAGAAAAGAUUCGAGAUAAUUAUAGGGACCACAGAAGGUUUGGUAUACCUACACGAGAACACAAAGACUCGAAUAAUUCACAGAGACAUUAAAGCAAGCAAUAUCCUGUUGGACUCAAGGCUCCAUGCAAAGAUUGCUGAUUUUGGGUUGGCUAGGUCAUUCCAAGAAGACAAGAGUCACAUAAGCACUGCCAUUGCUGGCACAUUGGGAUAUAUGGCUCCAGAAUACUUAGCACAUGGCCAAUUGACAGAAAAAGCAGAUGUUUAUACCUUUUGAGUUCUUCUACUAGAAAUUGUUACCGGAAGGCAAAAUAACAGGAGAAAAAAUGCCGAAUACACAAAGAGCUUAGUUUCCAUUGUAAUUUCUGAUCAAUCACUCU
Lycium barbarum (goji berry) is the source of this 1817-nucleotide messenger RNA. Its product is annotated as cysteine-rich receptor-like protein kinase 2. NCBI's taxonomy places the organism in Eukaryota, Viridiplantae, Streptophyta, Magnoliopsida, Solanales, Solanaceae. The transcript is spliced from 8 exons. The coding region runs from base 179 to 1438 and encodes 419 amino acids. The record is from RefSeq and is a predicted model, not a curated record. Gene Ontology annotation, molecular function: ATP binding; protein kinase activity. Gene Ontology annotation, biological process: protein phosphorylation.